Messenger RNA from Micromonas commoda, 1019 nucleotides. RefSeq names its product zinc permease family. The transcript has a single exon. Lineage: Eukaryota; Viridiplantae; Chlorophyta; Mamiellophyceae; Mamiellales; Mamiellaceae. Gene Ontology annotation, cellular component: membrane. Gene Ontology annotation, biological process: intracellular zinc ion homeostasis; zinc ion transmembrane transport. The record is from RefSeq and is a predicted model, not a curated record. The coding region runs from base 13 to 768 and encodes 251 amino acids. Gene Ontology annotation, molecular function: zinc ion transmembrane transporter activity.
CGAUGGACCGCGAUGAUCCUCUGCGGCUUCAUCACCUCCCCCGUCAUCGCCAUCGUCCUCAAGUUCUUCCUCCCUCAACUGGAGAAAGAUGACGAGUUUUGCGAGGCGACAAAGCCCGGAAAUACCGUGAUCGGGGCGGGUAACGCCCAGAAGAUGCUUCACUCCGCCGAGAUGGGCAGAGCCACCGACAACUGCUGCAACUACGAACAUUCCACGGUCGAAGAUUGCGAGAAGAGCAUCACCAACCCCAACGUCCGCGCGCGGUUCCUCAUGUCCCUCAUCGCGGGCGACUUCUUCCAUAACUUCACCGACGGUAUCUUCAUUGGAGCCGCGUUCCAGUGCAACACCACCCUCGCGUGGCGGAUCGUCGCCGUCACCGUCGCGCAUGAGGUUCCCCAGGAGCUCGCCGACUUUGCGGUACUGGUCAACUCCCUCGGAUUCUCGGUGCCAACGGCGCUCGCGUACAACGUCAUCGCGGGCGCCUCAGUCAUGCUCGGUGGUAUCGUCAUCAUGCUCGCGGACGUGUCUAACCUGGACACCGGUAUGCUGCUCGCGUACGGCGCCGGUAACUACAUCUACUGCGCCACCGUGCACAUGUUCUCGAUGGGGUCUAAAAACAUCCUUCACGAUGCUAAGAGGCUCCUCGCGUUCGCGGUGGGCGCCGUCGCCAUCGGGCUGAUCCUUCUGGACCACGAGCACUGCGAGGCAGGCGCGGACGCGGGCGGCGGUGACGCCCACGCACACGACCACAGGCGGUUAUUCUACUAAAUGAAGGUAACCCCCAACUUUCCACAUCCCCGCCGCCUCUCCUCUCCACGGGGAUGAGUUCCGGCGAGUGGAGAACAAAAACAAAUCAAACGCCGAAGCCGCCGAAAGCACUUCGCGCGUUCCGUCGUGAGUGAGAGAAAGAUCAAAAUCCGACCGCCUCGCCUCGAUGCCCCGUGCAUUAUUAUCUUUGACACAAGAGGUCCACGACGGCUGGACUUCAACCCUGUUUGACAUAGCAAGCUGCUUCUGCU